AGCGGGCCGUAGCUUUGUCCCGAAGACCGACUCGCGCCCACUCAGUCUAGCACUGGCGACUGAUUUUGACUUUUGUCAGGUUCGAGCCCGAUUCGCAUGAUUUCGAGCAUCUCCCCGGUACAGCCUGCGACCAACGCCGACUUGAACUGUGGCCUGGAUGCACAGGUCGCCGCGAUCACUGCACCCGCUAAGCCUGGAAGCAACGUCACCUUCCAAUGGUCUGGAGCGCCUGGCGGAGGGGACAAUUGGCCGCAUAAUGUUGGGCCGCUGAUGACUUACAUGACACAAUGCACAACGACCAAUUGCACCGAGUUCGACUCAACGUCUGCCGAGUGGUUCAAGAUCGCCGAGCUCGGGAUGAGCUCGUCGAGUGCGUGGUUCCAAGCCUAUCUCACGCAAGGGGACUCGUACACGCUCACGCUCCCGAAGAAUAUCAAGCCUGGAGGCUAUCUCAUCCGCCACGAAGUCAUCGCUCUUCAUCAGGCCGUCUCUGUCGGAGGCGCAGAGUUCUAUCCGUCCUGUACGCAAGUGCUCAUUAGCGGCAGCGGGGACGGCACUCCAAGCAGUGGCGAGACGUGUACCUUUCCCGGCGGCUACUCCAACACUGACCCAGGGAUCUACGUGCCAGACAUCUACGACGGCGACCUGGACUAUGUCUUCCCCGGGCCCAACAUCUCCCAUCUGGCGUCCCCGGGUGAUGGGAUGAUCACCGCCAAGGUCCCAGGGGGCGAUGCGGCCCCGUCUGGCACGGAGAUCGCGUCCAGCACUGCUUCCGUCUCGGUGGUGGCUGCCCCCACGGGCGCUGGUGGGAGUGGCGGCUCCUCCGCCUCCUCUGGCUCGGACACGGGUUCAGACUCUGGCUCGGGAGGCUCGGCAGGCGCGUCGGCCACUGCAGCGCCGACAGUUGGUGGGGGCUCUGCCGCGGCAUCGUCCCCGCCGAAGUGUGCGCUCAGAUCGAGCGUCGCGCAGACCCCGCUCUCGACCCUCAGCCGGCGGCGCCUGCAUCAUGUUAUCAAACGCUUUUUCGCUCGCUCGUCGUGAACGGCGCUCGACGGACCGUGGAUGGGUGUGCACGUUCGUC
Messenger RNA from Rhodofomes roseus, 1081 nucleotides. Its product is annotated as glycosyl hydrolase family 61-domain-containing protein. Bases 97 to 1041 code for a protein of 314 amino acids. The record is from RefSeq and is a predicted model, not a curated record. Lineage: Eukaryota; Fungi; Basidiomycota; Agaricomycetes; Polyporales; Fomitopsidaceae. The transcript has 5 exons.